Messenger RNA from Cladophialophora psammophila CBS 110553, 1644 nucleotides. RefSeq names its product GMP synthase. Gene Ontology annotation, biological process: GMP biosynthetic process. The transcript is spliced from 2 exons. NCBI's taxonomy places the organism in Eukaryota, Fungi, Ascomycota, Eurotiomycetes, Chaetothyriales, Herpotrichiellaceae. Gene Ontology annotation, molecular function: ATP binding; GMP synthase activity; GMP synthase (glutamine-hydrolyzing) activity. The coding region runs from base 1 to 1644 and encodes 547 amino acids. Gene Ontology annotation, cellular component: cytosol. The record is from RefSeq and is a predicted model, not a curated record.
AUGGCUGCCACCGUCAAUGGCGAGGUCAAUGGCGCCGCAGUCAACGUCCCUGCAAAGACCUUCGACACCAUCCUCGUUCUCGACUUUGGAUCGCAGUAUUCGCACCUGAUAACACGGCGACUGCGCGAGCUCAACAUCUAUUCGGAGAUGCUACCAUGCACUCAGAAAAUCGCAGACCUACACUUCCAACCAAAGGGCAUCAUUCUGUCUGGAGGUCCCUACUCUGUCUAUGAGGAUGGCGCACCCCAUGUUGACCCAGCCGCAUUCGACCUCGGCGUGCCCAUCCUAGGGAUAUGCUACGGACUGCAAGAGAUGGCCUGGAAUUUUGGCAAAAAUGUGUUGGCCGGCGAGAAGAGGGAGUAUGGACAUGCCAAUCUCAAAAUUGAGAGACACAGCGGCAAGGAAGAGCACAUCGAUCGCCUCUUCGAAGGUGUUGAAGAUGACAUCGAGGUCUGGAUGAGUCAUGGGGACAAGCUGUCAAAGCUACCCGACAAUUUCCACCCCAUUGCAAGUACAGCCAAUGCCCCCUUUGCGGGUAUCGCUAGUAUGUCUAGACCUUAUUUCGGCAUCCAAUUCCACCCCGAAGUCACACAUACGCCGCGAGGUACGCAGAUUCUGAGCAACUUCGCUGUCAAGAUCUGCAAGGCUCGGCAAGACUGGACCAUGGAAAAAUUCGUCGACAAGGAAAUCGAACGCAUUCGAGCCAUGGUUGGUCCCAAAGGCCAAGUGAUUGGCGCCGUGAGUGGCGGAGUUGAUUCCACUGUUGCUGCAAAACUCAUGCAAGAGGCUAUCGGAGAUAGGUUCCACGCGGUCUUGGUUGACAAUGGUGUUCUUCGCCUGAACGAGGCAGAAACAGUCAAAGAGACAUUGACAAAGCAUCUGGGUAUCAACCUGACGGUUGUUGACGCCUCGGACCUGUUCUUGGGGAGACUCAAAGGCGUCUCCGAUCCCGAAACGAAGCGAAAAAUUAUUGGCAACACAUUCAUCGAAGUAUUUCAGGACAAGGCAAAAGCUAUCGCGGAUGCUGCAGCAAACUCACCCCGGGCUGGCGACAUAGAAUGGUUGCUUCAAGGCACCCUCUAUCCCGAUGUGAUUGAGAGCAUUUCGUUUAAAGGACCAUCCGCCACGAUCAAGACACACCAUAAUGUUGGGGGUCUUUUGGAGAACAUGCAUCUCAAGCUGAUCGAGCCUCUGAGAGAGCUGUUCAAAGAUGAGGUGAGGGCAUUGGGAACAAAUUUGGGGAUCCCUGAAGAUCUUGUCUGGAGACAUCCAUUCCCCGGACCUGGCUUAGCAAUUCGGAUCCUUGGUGAGGUCAACGAAUCGCAGCUCAAGAUUGCGCGACAAGCAGAUAAAAUCUUCAUCGAUGAAAUCGUCUCAGCUGGUUUGUAUAGGAAAAUCUCACAAGCAUUUGCGGCGCUUCUCCCUGUCAAAGCUGUCGGCGUGAUGGGUGACAAGAGGGUGCAUGCUCAAGUGAUUGCCUUGCGAGCAGUUGAGACGACUGAUUUCAUGACGGCCGAUUGGUUUCCCUUUAAUGGCGAAUUUCUCAAGCGGGUCAGCAACCGCAUCGUCAAUGAAGUUGACGGCGUUUGCCGUGUCAUGUAUGACGUUACGAGCAAGCCACCUGGCACGAUCGAAAUGGAAUAG